Drosophila eugracilis is the source of this 8794-nucleotide messenger RNA. It is a transcript of the gene Ziz, whose product is annotated as dedicator of cytokinesis protein 9. The record is from RefSeq and is a predicted model, not a curated record. Gene Ontology annotation, biological process: small GTPase-mediated signal transduction; positive regulation of GTPase activity. Lineage: Eukaryota; Metazoa; Arthropoda; Insecta; Diptera; Drosophilidae. Gene Ontology annotation, molecular function: guanyl-nucleotide exchange factor activity.
CGUCCCCCACAAAUCGGUGGAUCUCGUUCGCGUGAGGAGCUCAGCGCUCCGUUUAGCGGCAAAUUGAAAAGCCAAACCUCAUGCCGAAACAGUUCGUUCAAAAUCGCCGCUGCAAACCGUAAAAAACACCUUCUACGCAAAAAUACGCAUAAAUUACGAGAAAAUAUAGCCACAAAUAAAAAUGUGUAAAAAGCUGUGUUUAGCUCAUUAAAAUAUAUAUUGUUUAUAAUCCAACGGGAUGCUAGAAGGCUGCUAAAAAUAUUUGCCGUGGGUGUUUGUGUUUCUUGUUGUUGCAAUAAGCCCACCAAUUUUUGCCAAAAGGGGCGUGGGAAUUUCAUCGCGCGUGUAUUGGUGUUUUGUGUAUAACAUGGAUAUGAAAGAAUUUCGCAAAUGAAUCCUUAUUGCAACAAAUUACAGUGCUGUAUCGAUAAACACGACAAAUUUAGAAAAACAUCAAAAUAAAGCUAAAAGAAAAAGUGUAAAAAAAAAAACAAGGAUAAGGCAUUAGUCAUCCCUGGCAGCGACGUUGACUGCGCAGUCAGCAGCGCAUCCUGACUGCUGUGCGUGUAUGUGUGUGUGUGUCUCUCUCUCUAUUUUUGAAUUUCCGCCGGUUUUUGCAGAGCAACAAAAGCAACAGAGAGAGUAAGAACCCAAACAACAACAACUUGUUUGUUUGAUUCCUGAAAGUGAGGAAAGAAGGGUGCAGGAUGGAGCGGAAAUUUACGCGCGGUUUGAACAAGCUCGGCUCGGCGGGUCAGAUGCGAGAGAAUGUCUCUCAGCUGGUCAGAGAGAGUGCGGUUUUGAUCAACUGCACUGGCCGCUAUCAGCGCAGCCUCUCCAUUGCGAACAAGCCACUCGUCGUGGAGCCAAUCGACUUCGAAGCCUUUAUAGCCAAAAAUAAAACUGUUAUCCAAAAUGACCCGCAGAGGGAGCUGCUCAUCUAUCCCGCCGAUGAUGUCUCGGAGAUCAUCAUGCCGCGUAAGCAGCGAAGCAAUGCCAAAUCCGUGGCCGACCGAUUCGAUCCUCCCAAUGAGGCGAUCGUGUGUCCCCUCCAUGGACCCUCCAUUAUUGCCAAUGGAAAUGGACACAGUCAAGUGAGUCGGCAGGGGAGUAUACAGUCAAAUGGGAGCCACCAGAAUGGUAAUGGCAAUGGACACACUAGCAGCAGCAGUAGCAGCAGCCUGACCAAUUCCAAUGGCCAUGACCAACUGUCGAGGAAGAGUUCUCAGUGCUCGAAUGGCUCCUCCAGUCACAAGGAUACCUCAUAUGAGUCAGCCCUGUCCUCGAUCACCCUUCGUUCCAACUUAGCGCAGCCGGAGGAGAUCGAUGAGUAUGCAGAUGAUGGCCAUGGCGAGGACAUAGUCGAUGGACAGCCAAACGGUUCGAGAGCAGAAUGCACCCGAUUCACAAGGCAGGCUCUGUACACCUACAGGGCGAAGAAUCACUUGAUUCACUACAAGUACAAUGCCUACGGCGGAAACUGCCAUGAUCUUCCCAGUAUCUCACCUGCUGAGGAACUGCUGGAGGAGGUCUACGAAAUCGAUGCCGAUCAGGAUAGGAUUGACGAACAGAUGACUCGCUCUCAGGCGGAUACCAUUACCAAACAGGGCUAUCUCCUCAAAGGACCCGACUCGGCCUCAGAUCGAAUGUUUGCCAAUAUUGGCAACAAGUCCUUUAAGCGCCGCUACUGCUAUCUGCGACAGGAGAUUGAUGGCACCUACAUACUGGAACUGCACAAAGACGAGAAGCAGGGCGAAGCCAAGGCCACUAUAGUCAUGGACUUCUGUACAGAUGUGGUACAGAAUCCCAAACGUGGUCGCUUUUGCUUCGAACUACGCAUGACGACGGGCCAUAAGUCCUUUACCUUGGCCGCCGAGAACGAACAGGACUUUAAGGACUGGCUAAGCAAAAUCUCCUCAGUUUUGGCCCAAAAUCGGGCACAAGAGGAGAAGCGAAAUGCUUCGCUGGAGCGCCAACCAUCUAUCGGUUCGAAUCCAAGUCCCCAACUCCAGCCACCUGCGAUGGAACCCCCCACCUUUGGUACCCUAAAAGGUUUGGAUCAAUCACUGCACCCCCAAUUGAUGAAGUAUGGCAGGGAAACGGAUCACUCGAUAGCAUUGGCCAGAAGGGAGCAGCGCCGCAGAUUGUUUGCCUGUUAUCAGUCGCCAGCCAAGAGCAGUGGUACUGAUAACGUGGAGCAGUAUCGAGAGCACUUUGGCACGCGGUUACUGCUUACCUGCCACAACCUACGCUUUCGGCUGCAAUGCAUCCCGCAGGAUGAGGUCUCUGCCGGAGGAGUUGAACAGCAAGUGGAGCCCUAUAUCACCAGUCUGGCUUUGUACGAUGCCAAGGCGAAUCGGAAGCUGAGCGAGAACUUCUACUUCAACGUGAAUGAGCAUUGGGCAGCCCAGCUAUUACCGAACACACCAGUUCCUUCGUCUGUGGCAGGUUGUGGAGUGCCCAGAAGGUCGGCGGAGGGCGAUGAUAGAAGCUCCGCCUCCCAGGCACCUCACUCCCUGUUCGAUGGAGUCUCCGCCGAGUUGCUGCGAUCAAAUCGCCAGCAAUUCCAGCAGCUGAGACAGUGUCUGCUGUCUGUGACAGCCCCACAUGCCGAUAUAUAUUUGGUCGUGCGAGUGGAAAAACUGCUGCAAUCUGGCAUAGCCCAAGCUGUGGAACCGUAUCUGAAAGCUGGCAAGGAUCCCAAGCUGGGUCAGAAGGUCUACAAAGCGGCCAAGAGCUGUGCCCAGCACAUCGGGCACUACAGGCAGCCCUUCGCCUGGGCAGCAAGGCCGCUGUUCAAGCAGUACAGCCACGAACUGGAUGUUGAUCCAAAGAAGGAGUUCGAAUUUAGUCCCAUUUAUCGUCAAGAAUUACCCAAACUGAAGGACGAGGAACUGCUAAAGCUCUUGGUUGACUAUCGCAAACCUGAAAAGCUGAGCAAACUAACUAUCAUUCCUGGUAGCCUAAAGAUGCAGAUGCAGUUCCUGGACCAAACCACACCCUGCGGCCUGAGCAAAUCGCUGGCUCCGUUGUCCACUUUCAGUCCAUCUUCCAAGCAAUCGCCGACUGUUGAGGUGGCCGAGUUCCAGAGCCAGAGUGAAAGGGAUGCUCAUCCGUAUACGAGUUUCUGCAACCACCUCUACGUGUAUCCCCUCAGUUUGCAGUUCGACAGUCAGAAACUGUUCUCACGGGCCAGGAACAUCACGGUAGUGGUGGAGCUACGUGAUGGCGAUGGGGAGUACAGCAAGCCUUUAAAGUGCAUCUAUGGUCGCCCUGGCCAGGAUCUUCUAGUGUCUCAGAUAGCCUGCCCGGUGCUGCAUCACAAUGUGACGCCCACCUGGUACGAGGAGAUAAAACUGCGUCUUCCAUUGGGACUGUUCCCGGAACACCAUCUGCUCUUCUCCUUCUACCAUGUGUCCUGUAAUCUGAGCAAGAAGAGAGAUGCGCAUGCGGCUUUUGAGACCCCUAUUGGUUAUGCCUGGCUGCCAUUGCUCCAGAAGAAUCGGAUUUGCUUGGAGGAACAACAGCUACCGGUGGCUGCCACUUUGCCAGUGGGCUACCUCUCCAUUCAACCCCUGGGUUGGGGCAAGGGGCAGAACUGCGGUCCGGAUAUCCAGUGGAUCGAUAAUCAGAGGAAUCUAUAUACAGUGGGAUUACGUCUGGACUCCACGGUUCUGACGGCGGAUCAGCACUUGCAUAACUUCUUCGCGCACUGCGAGAGAUUGCUGGAGGGAGGAAAAACUGGAGCUGUGCCGGCGGAAACGGAAACCUGCAAGAUCCUGAAGGCAGCCCAUGCCAUUGAUAUGAAGUCGCUGAUAAACUAUUUGCCGACGCUCCUGAAUGAGCUCUUCACUCUGCUGGUUCACACGCAAUCCGAAGAAAUCGGCUUGAAUGUUAUCCGCCUGAUAACGAACAUUAUCCACUUGAUAAGCGAUCAGGCCAAGAGACCCGAUCUUUUGGGAGCCUAUGUGAAAUUCGUAUUCCACGCACCUUACUACAGCCAGCAAACGGCUAGACAGAGGACCGUUCAUGGAGAGCUAUGCAGGCACUUGCCCUUCCUUCUGAAUCCCACUAAUCCCGAUUUCCUAAUCGUCAACAAAUUCAUGAGGUACUCCGCGAUAUUCUUCGACCUGAUUGUGAAGAGCAUGGCCCAGCAUUUGCUGGCCACCGGGAAGAUUCGAAUGCUGCGCAACGAGCGUUUUCCCAAGGAGUACGCUGAUCGGGUGGAGCAGUUGAUGAAGGCAUUAAUGCCCUACAUAACCACUCGGUUUGAGGAUUUAGCCGAAGAAACGCUUAUACUGAAUCGUUCUUUGGCCAAGUUCGUGCGCCAGUGCCUGAGUUACAUGGACAGGGGAUUCGUUUUCCGCCUAAUCCGCCUUUACAUAGGAGAGUUUUCUCCUGGCAAUCCUCGGAUACUUCAUGAAUACAAGUUCAACUUUCUGCAAGAGAUCUGCCAGCAUGAGCACUAUGUGCCUCUCAACCUGCCAUUUGUCUUGAAUCCCAAGAACAGGCCACCCGAGAUGAUGCAGCACUUCACUCUCUCCGAGCAGUUCUGCAGGCAGCACUUUCUGUCGGGUUUGCUACUCCAGGAACUGAAGAGUAGUCUCAAUGAAGUGGGCCAUGUAAGGCGACAUGCUCUGGGAAUCUUUAAGGAUCUCCUGGCCAAACACGAGUUGGAUAAUCGGUAUCAGCAGAGGGGUCAGCUCUCAAGGAUUGCCUUACUGUAUGUUCCAUGGUUAAGCGUUGUGAUGGACAACAUUCAUCGGAUCGAUGAUUUGUCGGAGUCUGGAGCUUGUACUCCAAAUGGACAUGUUUAUGCGGACUCUGCUUCCUAUACCAAGCGCUUGAGUUGCUCCAGUAGCUAUGUGUUCAGCAAGGACUCCUCCACCUUUGGCUCCUUGACCUCAACACCCCGUUCGAAAAAUCGGCUGACCCUGCACUGUGAUCAACCUAGCCCAUACCGCACUUCGGUUCACAUGAAGGAGCACAACUAUCUGGCCGCCAUCGCUGGACAACCCAUUAGCAAUGGCAUCUCUAAUCUCUCACUGAAUUCUAAUACGGACUCUGGGCACUCUCAGGACACCACCACAAUAGGAGCCUAUACCAAUGGAGACACGGAUGUGGCCCUUCGAAAUGGACACAAUCGCUCGGUGAGCGUUACCCAUGCACAGAUCCUUUCCCGUUGCGAUAAGUUCAGUUCGGUGGAGAGCAAGGAUCUCCUAUUGGGCUUCCUGUUCAUCAUCAAGCACCUCUCCCAGGACCAAAUGGUGGGCUGGUGGCAAAACUGUAAUGAAUCCGAGACUCUGCAGUUCCUCUCCAUUCUGGAUCUCUGCCUCCUGCAGUUCCGCUAUGUGGGCAAGAAAAGUGUGGUGAUAACACCAGAUACUCGCCAUGGACGUUCGGCCAAGGCCAACACUCUUCCAGCAAGGACACAACCACCCACUGGGUUAGAAAGUGGCAACCAGGAACACCAGCCAAACAGUGGAACACUGAACCAAACCAGGGAGCAUCUGCUGGAGGAUAUGGACACUCUGGCUAGGAGUCAACUGGCUCUUUAUGAAUCCAAUUUGGCCACAGAAGUCGGCAUGAUCAUAUUGGACUGCUUAGGAAUGUAUGUCCUGCAGUUCAGACAACUCCUGGCAGAUAGCUUAAUCCUGCCCAAGCUGGCUAGAGUUUAUCUGAGGUUCCUGCAGUUGGGUCAAUCGGAAAGGCUCUCCAAGCACGUCUUUGCAGCGCUCAGAGCUUUCAUUAACAACUAUGCAGUGGCCUUGUUCAAGGGCAACGCCAUGUUGUGUGGUCAGAUGGUCUAUGAGCUCCUCAAAGCCUGCGAUAGUCGCCUGGUGGAGAUUCGCCACGAAUCCUGUGCUGUCUUAUACCUCCUCAUGCGCAGUAAUUUUGAGUUCAGUGGCAGGAAAGCACUAACCCGGGUGCACUUGCAAGUUAUUAUCUCAGUAUCGCAGAUGAUUGGCAACGUCAUUGGACUGAACAAUGCCAGAUUCCAGGAGAGCUUGUCCAUCAUCAAUAGCUAUGCGAAUAGCGACAAGGCCAUGAAGGGCACAGGUUUCCCCAUGGAGGUCAAGGACUUAACGCGCCGGGUGCGCACUGUCCUAAUGGCCACUGCCCAGAUGCAGGCUCAUCAUAUGGACCCUGAAAGGCUGCUGGAACUACAGUACUCUCUGGCCAACUCAUAUGCCUCCACGCCAGAGCUGCGACACACUUGGCUGGUAACGAUGGCCAGGAACCAUGAGCAGAACGGAAAUCUAUCAGAGGCUGCCUGCUGUCAUCUUCAUAUAGCUGCUUUGAUGUGCGAAUAUCUGCGAUUACGAGGAGGCUGCACUCUCAGUUGGUCCUCCACGGCUUUCGGGAAGAUAUCCAGGAAUAUACCUUUAGAUGAGCAGGGUCUUAAGCUAGAUGCCGGUGCCCAGGAUUCCCAGUAUACGGAACAAAUGCUUCUGGAGCAGCUGAAGCAGUGUGCGGAUUUCUUGGACCGCGCUGAAAGAUUCGAGUGCCUGGGAGAGCUCUACAAACUGAUCCUUCCGAUGUACGAAAGGGAUCGCAGCUUCCUGGAUCUGGCCCACUGCUAUGAGCAUCUGACUCAGGCCUACAACAAAAUCGUAGAGGUGAAUCGUUCAGGAAAGAGAAUGUUGGGUCGCUUUUACAGGGUCGUCUUUUAUGGAAUGAUAUACUUCGAAGAGGAUCAUGCCAUCGAGUACGUGUACAAGGAGCCCAAGCUAACUUCGCUGAGCGAAAUCUCUGAGCGACUGGCCAAGCAGUACAAGGAGAAGUUUGGAGCAGAUGUGGUUAAGAUGAUCAUGGACUCGUCACCGGUUAAGGUGGACGAAUUGGAUGCCAAACUUGCCUAUAUACAGGUCACCCAUGUAAUUCCAUUCUUCUCCAAGGACGAACUCGACCAGCGGCUCAAUGAAUUCGAGCAGAAUCACGAUGUUGACACAUUCAUGUACGAAACGCCGUUCACCAAAUCGGGGGCAGCCCGUGGCAGUGUAGAAGAGCAAUGGAAACGCAAAACGGUUAUAAAAACACAAUAUUCUUUCCCCUAUGUUCUCAAACGUAUACCUGUAAAAUCGCGAGAAAUCAUCGAGCUGAGUCCCAUAGAGGUGGCCAUCGAUGAAAUGCAAUCCAAGGUUUCAGAGCUGGAGGAGAUCAUACUCCCACCAGCCGAUGUCAAGAAGUUGCAGCUGCGUCUGCAGGGAAGUGUGGCUGUGACGGUGAAUGCCGGUCCCCUGGCCUACGCCCAUGCAUUCCUCGAUGCUAAGGUGGUCAAUAACUUUUCAUUGGAUCGCGUUGGAGAUCUUAAGGAUGUCUUUCGUGACUUCAUUGUGGUCUGUCAGAAGGCCCUGUUCCUCAACGAGCGGAUCAUCAGUGCAGACCAGAAGGAGUACCAUCAUGUGCUGAAGGAGAACUACGAGAAGCUAUGCCAGGCGCUCAGUGAGUUGCUCGACGACGAGUCCUUCCAGCCGCUUGGCGACGACGCCGACAGCAUAAACCAGCGCAACAGCAUGGCUUUGUUCAAUGCGAUCAGUGGCGCCUCCCAUAACUCAAGUACUGCUUAAGUCCAACAAAAUCAUAAAAAAAAGAUACCAAAAUUCAGAAACUCAGUCACCCACACGCACAGCUAACCAGAAAACCAAACGAAUCUUGAAGUAUACAAAUAACACUAGCCUACAACGUAGGCGUAGAGAACGUAAUGCGUUAGCGUAACCACAACGUAGUCGUAACAUAGACUCUAUUGGUGUUCCUUUGUUUGAUGUUGUCGUUGAAUUUGAAUUCGAAAUUGUCUUGCGGCAGGUAAAGCUCGGCUUUGGGGCUUAACGGUUUGAGUCUAGGCUGAGGGAAUGUGCAUGUGACUAACACCAAGAAAACAACCAAAAAGAAAACCCCAUUUUCGGUGGCUAUUAAUCCGACCCAAAAACUAACCGUAAGCGCUUUAUGACAAAAUUCGGCUAAACUAACUAUACUGCUCUGUAACCCUUACCAAAGCUUCUUCGAUUCUGUAUUAACCAGUUUGAAAUUCUCCCUUUUUAGGACCGUAUUUUGUUGAGCAAAAUACCAGCAACAACACCCACCACCACCACCACCACAGUCCCACAUAAACACACAGAACUCCAACUCCACACAACAUUCAUAACCGAUAACCGAUAUCCGAACUAUAUAUUCUGUGCUAAACGACCAGUACCAUAAGUUCCAGUUAACCGAAAUCACUCGUUAAUUUCUAUGACUAAGCUUAAGUGACUAAGUUUUAAAUUGCUUAUUGAUUGUUGUUAGAUUUUUAUGUUGAACGAUUCGAUUAAUUUGUAUUUCACUCUUAAAAUUUAUUAUAUUUGUAUAUUAUUUCUCUUAGCAUGCCUGAAGAACACUGAUGAAGCCCGAAAUUAUUUUGUAAUUUAGUUUUAAGCUUGUAUAUUAUUAUUUGUUUGAUUUAAUUUGAUUUUGAUUUUAGCUAGCUAACAGCUAAAGAGACACUCUAUCAACCCUGUACCAGUUACUUUAUUAGAUAAAAUCUGCAAACUUUGUGUCUUUUUCAAAAGCUCUAAACUCUAAAUGGAAAAGAAUCGUUUGAUAAUUGAAUUAUUCCUAAACGUAAAUGAAAUUAGUUUUAGUGUUAACAAACUAGACAAUUAAGUUCCCGCAAGCAACAGAACUUACCAAAGUAUUCAGAUAAAGGAAAUACCUAUAAACAGAUCGAUCUAUGGAUAUAUAUUUACAUACAUGCAUUUUCUAGUGAAAUCGUAUAAUGAACUAAAUACAAAUAUACCUAUGCAUUAAAUGUUUAAAA